Messenger RNA from Drosophila bipectinata, 514 nucleotides. Its product is annotated as ARL14 effector protein. Gene Ontology annotation, cellular component: intracellular membrane-bounded organelle. NCBI's taxonomy places the organism in Eukaryota, Metazoa, Arthropoda, Insecta, Diptera, Drosophilidae. The record is from RefSeq and is a predicted model, not a curated record.
AAAUCAUCCCUGAUCAGAGGUUCAACAAUAUAAGCCGUCCCUUUACCACAAUGAUUAUCAUAUAAAUUUGAUUUGUAAAACUAAUUAAAUUCGGAGAACAAUGAACUCAGAUGUAGACCCUAACCAUUCAAUCCGCCGGAAUUUACGUCAAAGGCAGAGAAAAAAGGGCGAUUGUAUCGAUGAUCCAAUAUCCGAUUUGGAAAAGAAUAAACGUAAAGGAAAGAGGAAAGGUCUUUAUUAUGGAAAAUACAGUGCCUAUGACGAGUACGGAAAUAUUAGAAGCAAUGGAUUGGAUGUUUGUGACUGCAUGAAUGAAGAAUGUGAAGGUUGUUGGUACGAAUGCCGCAAUUGUGGCUCUCUCAAAUGCGGCCCUCAAUGUAGAACAAAUCGAAAGUUUUUUUAUGAAGGCAUUAUAUACGAUGGAAAGGACUUAUCUUUAAUUAAUAAAUACUGCGGUUCAAAAUAAAUAACGGCUUUGAAUUAGAAUGAAAACACCGCCGUUGAACUUGAAAAA